Phoenix dactylifera (date palm) is the source of this 1124-nucleotide messenger RNA. NCBI's taxonomy places the organism in Eukaryota, Viridiplantae, Streptophyta, Magnoliopsida, Arecales, Arecaceae. The record is from RefSeq and is a predicted model, not a curated record.
UUAUCUUUCAGGAAACUUGAUAAGGUUUCGAUCAGGCGUGGCGGAAAAGGAAGAUCCCCUGCUUCGAUUAAUGGCGGGUAUCGAUCCAACUCUUCGUCGGCGAGGUCGACCGGGAGCUCGCCGGCUUCCGAUUGGGCCCGGACGCCUGGGCAGCACAACCGGCAAUUCAACAAUUCGAGUUCGAGGUCGCUGGAGGAAGGAGAUGAUGGAGAUGAUUUGGCGGGGGCGGCGGAGAAGGCUAGGGCCAGUGGAGGGACUCCGUUGUCGAGGGGAUCAGAGGGAGGCGAUAAGGUUCUCGAUGGUAGGGAGGAAGAAGGACUUCAAGCACAUGGAGAGGGUCGAUGGCCGGUGGAUCAAUGUGCUCGAGGGGCUCGAGCUUCAUACUGGAGUUUUUAGUGCAGCGGAGCAGAAGAGGAUUGUGGCUUGCGUCUACGAUGUUCAGGAGAAGGGGAGGAAUCGGCAACUCAGAAGACGCACAUAUUCGGAACCACGAAAAUGGAUGCGUGGGAAGGGGCGUGUAACGAUACAAUUUGGAUGCUGCUACAACUAUGCAGUGGACAAUUAUGGGAAUCCUCCAGGCAUAAUACAGGAUGAGGAAGUAGAUCCUAUGCCGCCCUUAUUAAAAACAAUGAUCAAGAGAAUGGUUGCAUGGCAUGUCCUUCCUCCCACUUGUGUCCCUGAUAGUUGCAUCAUCAACAUAUAUGAUAAAGAUGACUGCAUUCCUCCUCACAUAGAUCAUCAUGACUUCCUCCGGCCUUUUUGCACUGUCUCCUUGCUAUCGAAGUGUAAUAUUUUAUUUGGCAGAGAACUUAAAAUAAUGGGACCAGGAGAAUUCUCAGGAUCUACCGCAAUACCUCUACCUGUUGGUUCUGUGCUUGUCUUAAAUGGCAAUGGUGCUGAUGUGGCAAAGCAUUGUGUGCCAGCUGUCCCCCACUGAAAGGAUUUCUAUUACGUUCAGAAAGAUGGAUGACAGUAAGCUUCCUUACAAGUUCUCACCUGACCCGGCUCUGCAGAAUCUUCAUCCUCUUGCAUAUCCACCAAUAAAAUCCCCAGUGCAACAAGUAGCUAACACACUUUCUCCAAAUCAGCAGCAAAUUACUCCAGAAGCUCAAGUUCUGGGUAAA